This is a messenger RNA of Rhea pennata, 3363 nucleotides long. RefSeq names its product prostaglandin-endoperoxide synthase 1 (gene PTGS1). Gene Ontology annotation, cellular component: neuron projection; cytoplasm. NCBI's taxonomy places the organism in Eukaryota, Metazoa, Chordata, Aves, Rheiformes, Rheidae. The transcript is spliced from 11 exons. Gene Ontology annotation, molecular function: prostaglandin-endoperoxide synthase activity; heme binding; oxidoreductase activity, acting on single donors with incorporation of molecular oxygen, incorporation of two atoms of oxygen. Gene Ontology annotation, biological process: cyclooxygenase pathway; response to oxidative stress. The record is from RefSeq and is a predicted model, not a curated record. The coding region runs from base 1 to 1842 and encodes 613 amino acids.
AUGGGCGGUGGGUGCCGGGCUGGGGCGCUGCGCCCGGCCGCGCUGCGCCCGUCGGGGCCGCGGCUGCAGCUGCGGCUGCUGCUGGCCCAGGCGAUGCUGCUCUGCGCCGCCGGGAGCGCCGGCACCGUGAAUCCCUGCUGCUCCUACCCGUGCCAGCACCGCGGCGUGUGCGUGAGGGUCGGCCUGGACGGCUACGAGUGCGACUGCACGCGCACCGGCUACUCGGGCGCCCACUGCACCGCACCCGAGCUCUGGACCCGGCUCCGCGCCCUGCUGAAGCCGAGCCCGGGCGUCUUCCACUUCGUCCUGACCCACUUCAAGUGGCUCUGGGACGUCAUCAACGCCACCUUCGUCCGGGACACGCUCAUGCGGCUGGUGCUGACAGCGCGCGCCGAGCUCGUCCCCAGCCCGCCCACCUUCAACUCGGCCUACGGCUACGUCAGCUGGGAGGCCUACGCCAACGUCAGCUACUACACGCGGGUGCUGCCGCCCGUGCCCGACGGCUGCCCCACGCCCAUGGGCACCAAAGGCCGGGAGCAGCUCCCCGACGCUCGGCUCCUGGCGGAGAGGUUCCUGCUGCGGCGGCGGUUCGAAGCCGAUCCCCAGGGCACCAACCUGCUGUUCGCCUUCUUCGCCCAGCACUUCACCCACCAGUUCUUCAAGACCUACGGGAAGAUGGGCCGCGGCUUCACCAAGGCGCUGGGGCAUGGGGUGGACCUCGGGCACCUGUAUGGGGACAACCUGCAGCGCCAGCACCAGCUGCGACUCUUCAGGGACGGGAAGCUCAAGUUCCAGGUGGUGGACGGCGAGGUGUACCCCCCGACGGUUGUUGAUGCCCCCGUUCACAUGGUCUACCCGCCCGCCAUGCCGAAGGAGCAGCAGAUGGCCAUGGGGCAGGAGGUGUUCGGGCUCCUGCCGGGGCUCUGCCUCUACGCCACGCUCUGGCUCCGCGAGCACAACCGCGUCUGCGACAUCCUGAAGCAGGAGCAUCCGACGUGGAGCGACGAGCAGCUCUUCCAGACGGCUCGCCUCAUCCUCAUCGGGGAGACCAUUAAGAUAGUCGUUGAAGAGUACGUGCAGCACCUCAGCGGGUACUUCCUGAGCCUCAAGUUCGACCCCGAGCUGCUCUUCGGGGUGCAGUUCCAGUACCGCAAUCGCAUCGCUGUGGAGUUCAACCAGCUCUACCACUGGCACGGGCUGAUGCCGGACUCGUUCGUCAUCCAGGGGGAAGAGUACAGCUACGAGCAGUUCCUCUACAACACCUCCAUGCUCACGGACUAUGGCGUGGAGGCCUUGGUGGAGUCCUUCUCCAAGCAGACUGCAGGCAGGGUCAGCGGAGGGCAAACCAUCAACGCCAACGUCUUGAAAGUGGCGGUGGGGGUUAUCGAGGAGUCCCGGCAGCUGAGGCUGCAGCCCUUCAACGAGUACCGCAAGAGGUUUGGCAUGAAGCCCUACGCGUCCUUUCAGGAGCUAACAGGAGAGGAAGAGAAGGCAGCAGAGCUGGAAGAGCUCUAUGGAGACAUUGAUGCCCUGGAGUUUUAUGUGGGCUUGCUGCUUGAGAAACCCCAGCCCAACUCAAUUUUUGGGGAAAGCAUGGUGGAGAUUGGAGCUCCGUUUUCCCUGAAGGGGCUUCUCGGAAACCCCAUCUGCUCCCCCGAGUACUGGAAACCCAGCACAUUUGGCGGAGCAACGGGCUUUGAGAUAGUUAAGACAGCGUCGCUCAAGAAACUUGUGUGCCUCAAUGCGAAGAAGUGCCCAUACGUGUCUUUUCGUGUGCCGGACUCCGUGGAACCAGGAGCAACUAGGAGACACCAAGGCGGUGGACCAUCUACGGAGCUCUAGCGCCACGACAGCCCUGCACAGAGAGCGGUGGGGAAGGAGAGACACCUGCAACUCCCUCUACCAAACACCAGCAGGACAGAAGAUCGCACAGCUCUGGGCUUUCUCCACAACAUUGCUGGAGCACUGGGAGGGAAAAGCUGGUUCUAGUUCUGGGAAAAGCCAAAGUGCCUUAAAAAUUAUAGCUACCAUGACCCGUCCCUCAGUAGACGGGCUUCUGCUAGCAAAUACCUCGCGCUAUGCAGCUUUGGGGCUGUUCGGAGGACUCCCAGGUUCCUGGGGCGCUCUGAAUCCCCUACUCCGUCCCCCUGCCACCGCCACCGCUCUUAGCGCAUGAAGAGCCCGGAAGCGCGCUUGCCGCGCACCCAAACUGCGGGCGCUUUCCCCACGUCGGACACGGCGGAGCAGAGAGCAGGCGGAGCGCUCCCGGCUCACCAGCCUCCUCCUCCUCCUCCUCCUCGUCCUCCUCUCGCGCGGCCGGCGAGCGCGUGCCAGCGCGCACAGAGGCGGCGAGCGGGCGGCCGAGGCGAGCGCUGGCCGAGCUGCAGGAAGGAGCCCGCGCCGCCGCGUUGCUCCUCGGCCCAUCCCAGGCCGUCUCGCCGCCCCCCGGCCGGCUCAGCCGCGCGGGUUUCAAACGCUCCCGUUUGCACGGCCGCGGAGAAGCGGCGUCCCCAUCGCACCGGGGGGGGGAAAGCAUCCGAAACUGGGCCAGAACAAGGACGUAAGCAACGUAUCCGCGGCAGCAGACCGGCGGGGAGACUCGCAGCGGCACCUCCCAGACGGCCGCUCUCGGGACCGGGGUCCGGCGUCUGGAGCUCUCCCCGAGCGCUGCCCGGCCCCCGAGCAGCUCUGGCUCCCAACGGGCUGCUCCAACCUCUGCGCAAACGCGAACAGCGGCCUCUGCCCUCCGUCCCACGGUCCUUGGCCUCCGCUGCAGCCGUAGCCCCUUGGGUCGCGUCCCCGAGGCGCCGCGGGCCGAUGCAAGCGCCUUGAUCCUGUGCCAACACGAUGUGAUCGCUGGCAGCCGGUGCCACUGGCCUCGGUCCCAAGAAGGUCACAGCUCACCUCCAGGAAAACGGGCAUUUAAAACAGUGAUUUUUGCUUAAGCUGCUCUCGUUUCAUCCAGCAAGUUUUCAGGCUUUCACUCGCCAGAGCCAGGCCCCAUGACCGGGCAGCGCAGCCAGAAGGAAGCAGAAGCUGGUGGAGAACAAGUCGUCGGUGAAAGCCAGCGACCGCAGCCGGGAUACGGCGCAGCGCAGGGGCAGCCGGCGCGGGCCGCGCUCGCCGGCGCUGCAGACGGUCAGAAAUGAAUCCACUGCUGAAGAAGCAAAGGGGGCGACCCCCGGCGAGGAGCGCCGCCGAAGGGGGUCUGCGAGCCCCGGCCCCCUUGGCCGGCUCCGCUGCCUCGCCGCCAGCCUCCCUCCGGCCACCCCCGUUUGUAUCCUAACGCUGCAGAUGCUGAAAACACAGUGCUCAUGUGCAACGUUGUGUAUUUCUAUCACAUAAAAUCUAUCCGUACAUGAA